GCCGAAUUUUCUAGCUGUGCGUUGCUUGUUGUUAAAUGAAGGACGAAGAUGCCCUUGCAGAUUUCCUAGCUCAUAAAAAGCGUCUAACAGAUAUAUUUUUCCCUAAUUCAAGAUCAGCUAUUAUUUCUCAUGAUACGAGUGCUUACGAUGAAUUUUGGAAAUUUUUGCUGAGAUUGCAGAAAAUUGUCAGAAAAAGUUUUUCUGAAGUUCGCUCGAAUUGUGAAAAUUAGAAUAGAUCAAAGUGUUCUACCAAUCGCUAACUUUAGAACAGAAUUAUUAUCUACACUAUCUAAACAUCAAGUUGUGAUAGUUGCUGGUGAUACUGGUUGUGGAAAGUCAACACAAGUACCACAGUACCUAUAUUAUGGUGAAUCAAACUCAAAUGAUACACCUGGACCUAACUCCUAUCAAAAUAUUGCUGUUACUCAACCUCGUCGCAUCGCGUGUAUUAGUUUGGCCGCACGUGUAAGUACUGAGAUGUUGAAUGAAAGAGGCUCCAAGGUUGGAUAUCAAGUCCGUUUUGAACGAAGUCGUACUAAGGCUACACGAAUUCUUUUUCUCACAGAAGGUUUAUUGUUACGUCAAAUGCAGAUGGAUCCAUUUCUGAGCGACUAUGAUGUUAUCGUUCUUGAUGAAGUACAUGAACGUCACUGGCAAACUGACUGUUUAUUAGGACUUGUUAAAUGUCUUAUAGUUGUCCGUCCAAAACUUCGUGUAGUUCUCAUGUCAGCUACCAUAAAUGUGAACACAUUUGCUAAAUUUUUUAAUGAUUGCCCAAUUAUACAGGUGCCUGGACGACUUUACCCCAUCGAUUUGCAAUACAUUCCACUUAGUCCAGUUGAAAUUGCCAACACAACUGACAGAAUUGAUCCUGCACCGUAUAUUCGUUUACUAAGACGAAUCGAUGUUACAUAUCCCGCUACUGAACGAGGCGAUCUCCUGAUCUUUUUAUCUGGAAUGGCUGAUAUUCAAGCAAUAAUGGAACCAGCUAAAGCAUAUGCUGAAGAAACAAAACGAUGGAUUAUUUUACCAUUGCACAGUGCAUUAUCUGCAUCAGAUCAAGAGAAAGUUUUUCAUGUUGCUCCAGACUGUGUACGUAAAUGUAUUUUAUCAACAAAUAUCGCCGAAACCUCCCUAACUAUAGAUGGAAUAAGAUUUGUAGCUGAUUCCGGCAAAGUCAAAGAAUUGAGUUGGGAUUCUAAAGCACGAAUGCGUUGCUUAAAAGAAUUUUCAAUAUCUAAAGCAAGUGCUAAUCAACGUAAAGGUCGUGCUGGUCGUACAGGUCCUGGUGUUUGUUAUCGUUUCUAUACUCAAGAGGAUUAUGAUAAUUUUGAGGCAUUUAGUACCCCGGAAAUUCGUCGUGUUCCUUUAGAAACACUUGUUUUACAGAUGAUGGUCAUGGGUUUACCAGAUAUAAAAAAAUUCCCUUUCAUUGACCCACCUGAAAUGAAAUGCAUUGAUGAAGCACUUGAUAUAUUAAAGUCACAUGGUGCAAUUAUUCCACAGAAUAACUUGUUAACGGUUACGCCACUUGGCCAAUUAUUAUCUGAUAUACCAGUUGAAUUUUCAAUAGGUCGUAUGUUAAUUAUGGCAUCAUUAUUAAGAUUAAUUAAUCCCGUAUUAAGUUUAGCUGCUGGUAUGGCUAUUCAGUGUCCAUUAUUACCGUAUACAGCUUUCAGUGGAGCAGAACAAACGCGUCGAAUCGAAUCACUAGCUGAAUAUGAAAGUGAUCAUGGAGAUGCGUUUACAUUGGUUAAUGUUUUUGAUGAAUGGAUUAAGAUGAAAUCGGAGGCGACUGGUAUUAUUAAACAAGAUCAUGAAUUAGACGAAUUUGAUGAUAAUAAUAAUAAUAAUGACAAGGGAUGUAAAAACAUUCAACGAUGGUGUCGUCGUAUUGGAGCACAACAGCAACGUCUUCAUGAAAUGGUCCGAUUACGUAGUCAAUUCGCACAGUUGUUAAAAGACAGUGGUCUUCUUGAUAGUAAAUCCACAGAAUUCGAUCAAAACCCAUCCAGAACACAACACUUUAAAAAUUUAAAUUAUGCAAGACGUAGUGCACGAAUGAAAUCUAAACGACGCCGACUUCUGACUUUACAAGAUAAUUUGAGUGAUAACUCGGAAUCUGAAAAAGAAGAUCAUCAUACGGAAAGUGAUUCAUCUAAGUUACGUAAAUGGUUAAAUGCGUCGAGCCGUUGUUCAUCAACCAAUUCAUCAAAUGUACCUGUACAAGAUUUAGAACUAGUAUUAUGUUACAAUCUAUCAUCUUUAGCGCAAUCAGCUAAUAUUCAACAAAACAUGACACAAGCUGAUCUUCAACUAUUAAAAGUUGUAUUAGCUGGUGGUAUGUAUCCUCAGUUAGCUAUUGGUGAUCCAGCAAACGCUUAUCGUGUUGCUAAUCGUGGUGGUACAGCUGGAGCUGGUGCUGAGAUGGUAUUUCAUACUAAGAAUAAAGGUUUUGUUACACUUCAUCCAAAUGAUGUAUUCGUUAGAAAACCAGAUGUUUUAUUUCCUGAGCGUACUUCAAAAAAACGGAAUAAUAAUCGUCCGAACCUGUCAAAGAUACAAAAAUCACAAACAUCAUUACCAAAUAAAAAUUUGAAACAAAAAAGAGAUGAUGAUUUCGAUGGUGAACAAACAGAAGAAGAAAGUAUUCUUGAUGUUUUACCGUCUGGCUUUGCAUACGAUCAUCAAUUACUUAUGUAUCUGGAUUUAAUGGAAACAACUAAACCUUUUCUGGUAAAUACAAUACGGGUCCCAGCAUUACCGACUUUGUUAUUAUACUGUCGGGAAGUGGAUACAAAUGCUGACAUUUCAAGGAUUGUUUUCGAUUCAUGGUUAGAAGUACGAUUAUUGGAUGUUGAAGCUGCACAACGUGCUGUAGCUACUACUAUUUGGUUACGUUCAACAACGCAAUGUCUUAUGGAAUAUGAACUUGCAGAAUGUUUACGUCGUCGUGAUCAAACACUCACUGGUGAUAGUGGUAACGGUUGUGAUAAUGGCAAUACAACAACUAAUAUAUCAACAAAAUAUUGUUCUCCUAAAGAAAAUGAUAAUCAACGAAAAAUUCGUCGGCUACAGCGUAUAUUGUCUCAUAGUUUAGCAGCAUUUUUAGCUGGUCAACCUGGUGGAGCAUACUCUAUUAAACGAUUAUUAGCAGCUGAUGUAAAACAAUUGUUUCGAAAACAGAAUAACAAUGAUAUCUGUGAGAAUCAAUGUAGGUUUUUUUUAUAUCUUCCAAAAACACCCAGAUUAUUUAGUAGUAUUAGUGAGGCCUGUGUGAUGAGGCCGUCAUCAUGAGAACAGUUGUGUUUUCUAGUCCAAUCAUGGAUUAAAUUACAUUCAGUGUAUGCCUGUGGGAUCGAUGAGUUGUUUUAUCAAUGACCCAAUGACCAGUAAACAACAACUGAGAGCUUAACACCUAUUGGUUUUCGAGCAACUACCAACCCAGUGUCCAGUCCAUAUUGUACUUUAUUAUUUAAUUAUCUGAACACAGAAAUAUUGGUACAAAGGGGCACCGAAUACAUAUGCGCCAUACAAGUCACUUGAUUUAUGUGUGGUCUAUGAUACUGCCUGGGUGCCCAAACUGACGCACGUGUUUUUCUUAAGGUGCCACACCCGGAGCCUUUGACCUAAAGGUCUGAUCCAGAAGGCAGUAGGACAAUGCAAGCAGAUGCAGUCCCAUAGCAACCAGUGACCAACAAUAGUUUCAUAUGCAAUUUGUUCGUUCAGGAUAUUGUAGCCCAUGUGCACCAUUGGUUUGGAAUCAGGGUUUCCCAACUCCCCCAGGUGGACUGUCCGUGUUCACCAACCCAGUUAAGGCGCCUGACAUUCACUUUUUUCCUCUCAAUUUCGUAAACAACACCUCCGCUUUGAGAAGGCAGUGAAUAGGACUUCUAUGACAGUGGCUGUAUACGCGUGGCCAUGUGAGAGCAUUUCGAGAAGGAGAGCUGACUGUUCUUAACUUCGAACAUACCAGGACAUUUGAGGGCUCCAUAUUGUACAGUAGUUCCUUUUAGCUUAAACACUCAUGUAUGUAUUCGGAUGAAUUAUCGGACAACAGCAUCCUAAAUAUAAAAUCAUGAUUUAUACAUAAUAAAUCCAUAAGUAGUAGAGAAUCGUAAGAGGGUAAACAAUUAGCUAAUAAUGGUCAAGAAGCAGUACAGUGUUGCUACAGCUAAGGAGUCUAAUGAAUGCAUACAGCACAAAGAAUAUAGAAAUACGGUGAUCCAUAUACCUCAUAAUUACACAAAUAUAGACAUAAAAAAUGAUGAUCUGUAAAAUAGAAUUCCAAAAGUUACGAUUUCUUAAAUACUCGUUUCAUAACAUCAGUUCUAAUGAAAGCGUUAUUCUUUUUGUAUAUUAAGUGGCAUGAGAUAACGAUUUAUUCAACUAGGUCGUUCAGUGUUUAAAUUAAUUGAUGACAUUGACUAGCAGUUGCACUAUAUCAAAAAUUCGGAGUUGAAAAAUACAGAUCAGUAGAUAUAUGAGGAGAGUCCUCCUCAGUGCGAAAAUUGGACAUACAGAUUUCAAUCGUGUAUGACUUUUUAACGAGAUCUCAAAAUAAAAUAAUAGAGCUUAUUAAUGAUUUUUCUCCGGUUCCCCAUGGUUCUUCAGGCGGUAAUAUUCGGUGAAUAAAAUUGUUUACAAGUUGAAAUUUCUCUGACGUUCUUAUAUUCAUUGAUCUAAUCUCACAUACUGACAACUCUCAAAAAAGCAUUCAAGCCCCCUAUUGUGCUUUGGUUAAUGACAACUUGUUUCAACCUGUCAGCCAAUAAGAGGCUUACGAACUUUUAACCUC
This is a messenger RNA of Schistosoma margrebowiei, 4798 nucleotides long. NCBI's taxonomy places the organism in Eukaryota, Metazoa, Platyhelminthes, Trematoda, Strigeidida, Schistosomatidae. The record is from the annotation of a GenBank genome assembly.